AGUGACCACGAUAAAAUCCCCAGGGAGAAGAAGCCACGUAAAAAUUUGGAGUGUGGAGAAAGCUGCAGUCAGAGAUCCCAUUCCACUUCCCAUCAACAAAGUCUCAUUGGAAAGAAACUCUAUCAGUGCAUGGAAUGUGGAAAGACCUACACAUGUAGCUCCUCUCUCACUUCCCAUCGCAGAAUUCAUACAGGGGAGAAACCCUAUAAGUGCGUGGAAUGUGGAAAGAGCUUCAGGAAUAGCUCCCAUCUCACUUCCCAUCAAAGAAUUCAUACAGGGGAAAAACCCUAUCAGUGUGUGGAAUGUGGAAAGAGCUUCAGUCAGAGUGCCAAUCUCACUAAGCAUCAGAGAAUUCAUACAGGGGAGAAACCCUAUCAGUGUGUGGAAUGUGGAAAGAGCUUCAGUCGGAGUGCCAGUCUCACUAAGCAUCAGAGAAUUCAUACAGGGGAGAAACCCUAUCAGUGUGUCAAAUGUGGAAAGAGCUUCACUGAAAGCUCCUCUCUCACUUUCCAUCAAAUAAUUCAUACAGGGGAGAAACCCUAUCAGUGUGUGGAAUGUGGAAAGAACUUCAGGAAGAGUUCCCAUCUCACUAAGCAUCAGAGAAUUCAUACAGGGGAGAAACCCUAUCAGUGCGUGGAAUGUGGAAAGAGCUUCACUCACAGCCACAAUCUCACUUCCCAUCAAAGAAUUCAUACAGGGGAGAAACCCUAUCAGUGUGUGGAAUGUGGAAAGAGCUUCAGUCAGAGCUCCUCUCUCACUAAGCAUCAAAGAAUUCAUACAGGGGAGAAACCCUAUCAGUGUGUGGAAUGUGGAAAGAGCUUCAGUCAGAGCUCCGAUCUCACUAAUCAUCAAAGAAUUCAUACAGGGGAGAAACCCUAUCAGUGUGUGGAAUGUGGAAAGAGUUUCACUCACAGCCGCAGUCUCACUUCCCAUCAAAGAAUUCAUACAGGGGAGAAACCCUAUCCGUGUGUGGAAUGUGGAAAGAGCUUCACUCACAGCCACAGUCUCACUUCCCAUCAAAGAAUUCAUACAGGGGAAAAACCGUAUCAGUGUGUGGAAUGUGGAAAGAGCUACAGGAAGAGCUGCUCUCUCACUUCCCAUCAAAGAAUUCAUACAGGGGAGAAACCCUAUCAGUGCAUGGAAUGUGGAAAGAGCUUCACUCACAGCCACAAUCUCACUUCCCAUCAAAGAAUUCAUACAGGGGAGAAACCCUAUCAGUGUGUGGAAUGUGGAAAGAGCUUCAGUCAGAGUGCCAAUCUUACUUUCCAUCAAAGAAUUCAUACAGGGGAGAAACCCUAUCAGUGUGUGGAAUGUGGAAAGAGCUUCAGUCAGAGCUCCUCUCUCACUUUCCAUCAAAUAAUUCAUACAGGGGAGAAACCCUAUCAGUGUGUGGAAUGUGGAAAGAACUUCAGGAAGAGUUCCAAUCUCACUUCCCAUCAAAGAAUUCAUACAGGGGAGAAACCCUAUCAGUGUGUGGAAUGUGGAAAGAGCUUCAGUCAGAGCUCCUCUCUCACUAAGCAUCAAAGAAUUCAUACAGGGGAGAAACCCUAUCAGUGUGUGGAAUGUGGAAAGAGCUUCACUGAUAGCUCCAAUCUCACUUACCAUAAAAGAAUUCAUACAGGGGAGAAACCCUAUUAGUGUGUGGAAUGUGGAAAGAGCUUCAGUCAGAGUUCCCUUCAGAGAUCCCAUUCCACUUCCCAUCAACAAAGUCUCAUUGGAAAGAAACUCUAUCAGUGCAUGGAAUGUGGAAAAAGCUUCAGGAAGAGCUCCGAUCUCACUUCCCAUCGCAGAAUUCAUACAGGGGAGAAACCCUAUAAGUGCGUGGAAUGUGGAAAGAGCUUCAGGAAUAGCUCCCAUCUCACUUCCCAUCAAAGAAUUCAUACAGGGGAAAAACCCUAUCAGUGUGUGGAAUGUGGAAAGAGCUUCAGUCAGAGUGCCAAUCUCACUAAGCAUCAGAGAAUUCAUACAGGGGAGAAACCCUAUCAGUGUGUGGAAUGUGGAAAGAGCUUCAGUCAGAGUGCCAGUCUCACUAAGCAUCAGAGAAUUCAUAAAGGGGAGAAACCCUAUCAGUGUGUCAAAUGUGGAAAGAGCUUCACUGAAAGCUCCUCUCUCACUUUCCAUCAAAUAAUUCAUACAGGGGAGAAACCCUAUCAGUGUGUGGAAUGUGGAAAGAACUUCAGGAAGAGUUCCCAUCUCACUUCCCAUCGCAGAAUUCAUACAGGGGAGAAACCCUAUCAGUGCGUGGAAUGUGGAAAGAGCUUCACUCACAGCCACAAUCUCACUUCCCAUCAAAGAAUUCAUACAGGGGAGAAACCCUAUCAGUGUGUGGAAUGUGGAAAGAGCUUCACUCACAGCCACAAUCUCACUUCCCAUCAAAGAAUUCAUACAGGGGAGAAACCCUAUCAGUGUGUGGAAUGUGGAAAGAGCUUCAGUCAGAGCUCCGAUCUCACUAAUCAUCAAAGAAUUCAUACAGGGGAGAAACGCUAUCAGUGUGUGGAAUGUGGAAAGAGUUUCACUCACAGCCACAGUCUCACUUCCCAUCAAAGAAUUCAUACAGGGGAGAAACCCUAUCAGUGUGUGGAAUGUGGAAAGAGCUUCACUCACAGCCACAGUCUCACUUCCCAUCAAAGAAUUCAUACAGGGGAGAAACCCUAUCAGUGUGUGGAAUGUGGAAAGAGCUUCACUCACAGCCACAGUCUCACUUCCCAUCAAAGAAUUCAUACAGGGGAGAAACCCUAUCAGUGUGUGGAAUGUGGAAAGAGCUUCAGUCAGAGCUCCCAUCUCACUUCCCAUCAAAGAAUUCAUACAGGGGAGAAACCCUAUCAGUGUGUGGAAUGUGGAAAGAACUUCAGGAAGAGUUCCAAUCUUACUUUCCAUCAAAGAAUUCAUACAGGGGAGAAACCCUAUCAGUGUGUGGAAUGUGGAAAGAGCUUCAGUCAGAGCUCCUCUCUCACUUUCCAUCAAAUAAUUCAUACAGGGGAGAAACCCUAUCAGUGUGUGGAAUGUGGAAAGAACUUCAGGAAGAGUUCCAAUCUCACUUCCCAUCAGAGAAUUCAUACUGGGGAGAAACCCUAUCAGUGUGUGGAAUGUGGAAAGACCUUCACAUGUAGCUCCUCUCUCACUUCUCAUCGCAGAAUUCAUACAGGGGAGAAACCCUAUCAGUGUGUGGAAUGUGGAAAGAGCUUCACUGAUAGCUCCAAUCUCACUUGCCAUCAAAGAAUUCAUACAGGGGAGAAACCCUAUCAGUGUGUGGAAUGUGGAAAGAGCUUCAGUCAGAGUUCCCAUCUCACUUCCCAUCAAAGAAUGCAUACAAUGGUCAGAAAAACCAUUAUACAGCUUUAGGAGCCAGGCGAAUCCGCACCUUUUUAACCAGGCUU
Molecule: messenger RNA, 3377 nt
Organism: Podarcis raffonei (Aeolian wall lizard)
Lineage: Eukaryota; Metazoa; Chordata; Lepidosauria; Squamata; Lacertidae
Product: zinc finger protein 208-like
Biological process (GO): negative regulation of transcription by RNA polymerase II
Molecular function (GO): DNA-binding transcription repressor activity, RNA polymerase II-specific
Source: RefSeq, a predicted model, not a curated record